CGACCAGGUCAUAUUCUAAAACGAGGCCACCACCAUGACUGCCGCAGACACGAGGAAUGCAACUAGCACCGCUCCGAUCAAGGUGACGGACUUUGACAUUGUUGCCAAGGAAGUCCCCGGACCGAAGUAUGUCCUGGCCGAGGACUACAACAACGGAAAACACAUCGGAAACAACCGUUUCGACGUUCUCGUCGAUAUGUACGUGGACGAUUUCCAUAUGAACCAAUCCAAGAACCAUCGCGCCGAAUGCGAUCGAAUCAUCGGAAUCAUCCGGAACGUCAACAGCCGAGGCCGGUUUCUUGGCAAGGCACUAACAACACCCGGAGAAGGCGAUGGCGACAGCGACAGCGAUCGCUUUAUUGAACUCAGCGACAAGGACGCAAGGCUCCUCAUCGAGGAAACCAUCACGACGCGCAUCGAAGCGAAACAGAAAGAAAUAUUCGAGCCACUCCCCCUCCUAGAUGCCAUUGGGUUUGGUAGGGAAAGUUUUUACAACGAGGGGAAGCACUACGAUAACAACCACAACAAUAUCGAUGGCACAAACACCGGGAAGACGGGGCCACCCGUGCUCCGGCGGUCUCGAUCGGCCUCCGAAAUGGGCUCGGACGCCGACGAUGCCUUUUGGGAGGUUUUGAGAGACCUCGAACCAGAACCAGUAGACUACGAAUCCAACCGGCAGGCCGACGAGUUCGAGCCCCUGCCCCUCCACGCGAACGACUCCAGCUGCAUCGACCCCGACCUCGUACUUCGCACGACGAGAGGUUAUAGAACCAACCACAACAACAACACCGGCGACACCAAGAAACGGGGGCGGCGUUACUCGCUGCUCCGGCGCUCGAAUUCCUUCGAGUCGGCCUUCGACCGGAAGAAAACCAUAAAGAAUCUCUACGGGGUCGUGCCGAAACUGCGGCAGCGGCCCGGCCCCCUGAUUCCCUCCUUUGACGAUCCACAGGCCUCGUCGCCCGCCUUUGUGGCGGACGCGAUCCACUCGACCAUGGACAUGAUCGCCGGAAUGGGCCGGGGGGCAACAUCCGGUGCGGGUGUUCGCACGCACCGGGGGAUGGACGUGGUCUUCGAGCAGAAGGAUCCCUCCGCUCCCGGCGGCGGUUACGCGCUCAGCCCGAAAGCGGACAUCGUGGGGAACAACCGGCUCCGGGUCCUGAUCGACCUCGAAAAGGACCGCGUGGGGAGGCUGCCGACGGUCGAGCAGCACACCGCCGCGAGCGGGAUGGUCACCACCGUCACCAACGACUGGAAGGGCCGGUUGCUGGUCGACCGGGGCCGCUUCGCGUCGUACGCCUCCCUGGGCCGCGAGGAAGCCACGGCGGCGGUCCUCUGCCUCCUGGUCGGGCCCAGCGGUGGUACCCCCGCGCACGGUGCCACCAGGCCCGCGGCCGCGUCGGGAGCAACGUCCUCGCUGCUGUCGUCGGCGCCGCCCCUCCCCGCGUUUUUGCUCAAGGCCUCGAACGAGAUCCUCAACGGCGGCCGGCAAAAGCACACCAUGACCACGAAGGAACGGCAAGCCAGAGCGGUCGAGAACCUAAAAGCGCGGCAGCUGGCCAAGGAGAAGGACAAGGAGAAGGACUAGCUCCUCACACGGUGUGUGCUGGCGGGGGUCUAGCCGAAGAUGUGUUUGCUGUCACGGUUCAACGGACCGAUCGAGUGCCUAUGGUGCUAUCUGUGCCAAUAGUUCAAUAUUUACUAAAGAGAAACAGCCUAU
This is a messenger RNA of Pseudo-nitzschia multistriata, 1720 nucleotides long. Lineage: Eukaryota; Bacillariophyta; Bacillariophyceae; Bacillariales; Bacillariaceae. The record is from the annotation of a GenBank genome assembly.